CUCCACUUACACCACCGCUCAGCCAAUAAUCCCUGGCCAAGACCCGCCCCUCCAAUCAGCUACGUCCCGCUCCUCCUCGACCAAUCGGCGCCCUAGGCCUCUGCGCCCCGCCCCCUUCCUUCAUGUGGCGCCUGCGGCGGCCACCGCCCGCCAGAGGGCAAUGAGGCAGGGGAGACGGGGCAGGCCCCACCUCCUUUGCCCUCCCUGCCCUCCCAUUGGCCGGUGCGUCGGGCAGGGGGCGGGGACCAAACUGGAGGCAAAGACCAGCCCGCGAGCAGAACGGUGCGACUCUCUUCAGAAGAAGGCGGCGCGUGCCAGGCGGGACCGGUGCGCAGCGCCGAGAUCGAGCUCGGGCUGCCAACCCCGGUCCCGCCGUUGCCAUGGACGGCUUGCGCCAGCGCUUCGAGCGUCUUCUGGAACAGAGGAACUUGGCCACCGAGGCACUAAGGGCGCUCGAAGCCAAGACCGGUGUCGACAAGCGGUACUUGGCAGCAGGAGCCACCACUCUGCUAAGCCUGUAUCUUCUGUUCGGUUACGGGGCACCUCUACUAUGCAAUCUCAUCGGCUUUGUGUACCCCGCAUAUGCUUCGAUAAAAGCUAUCGAGAGUCCAAGCAAGGAAGACGACACUGUGUGGCUCACCUACUGGGUGGUGUACAGCCUAUUCGGGCUUGCCGAGUUCUUCAGCGAUCUACUCCUGUCCUGGUUCCCUUUCUACUACGUGGGAAAGUGCGGCUUCCUGUUGUUCUGCAUGAUUCCCGGGCCGUGGAAUGGGGCUCACGUGCUGUAUCGUCGAAUCAUACGCCCGCUGUUUCUAAAGCAUCACGAGGCCGUGGACAACAUCAUGAGAGACCUCAGCGGGCAAGCCCUGGACGUGGCAGCAGGAAUAACCCGGGACGUCCUGCAGACCCUGGCCCGAAGCCGGGCUCUCAUCACCCCAGCAGCUAUGGUGGUGGGCCCCCCGCUGCUACUGGAGCCAACCCUAGGUAACCCCCACCCCUAGGAACCAAAGUAAGCGUGUCUCAGUUCCAGAAGAACAAGUGAAGUCCCCGCCCAGCCCCCGUGCAGAUAUGCUGGCCGGCCAGCUAAAAGACACCAUGUCCUCUACGGAUUCCUCAACUGAUUCCUCAGAACAGACCCUCACUGUUCCCUUAGCCCCAAGCAAGCCAGCCUCUGGAAAUGCCUCACGUACCACCUUGGGCCUGUCCCAUUCUCAGUCCUGGGCCGCAGGCUCUGCCAAUGACUCCAAGCUGCCUGGCAAAUCCCAGGUCCAGUCUUUCUCAAAAGCAUCUAGGUCAAGAGCCAAUUCUUCCAACCAGCCCCAGGCCUCUGGCCAGCAGAACCCUCAACCAUCCAUCACCUCCUUGGGCCCCUCCCAGCCAGCCCAGCAGUCCUCUGGUUCGGGUUCAGGCUCUGUGCAGCAUCCCAGCCCCUCCUCCAGCCAGCCCCCCCCUACUGUGCCAUCCCCCAAUGGUACCACCAUCCCCGUGCAGCCCCACAACAGCCCCAAUAGACCAGGGGAGUCGCCCCCCAAGGCCUCUAAGUCCAACAAACAUCAGAAGAAGGCCCCAACACAGCUAUCCCCCAGUGGUACCACCAUCCCCAUGCCGCCCCACAACAGCCCCAAUAGACCAGGGGAGUCGCCCCCCAAGGCCUCUAAGUCCAACAAACAUCAGAAGAAGGCCCCAACGCAGCCCCCAACCAGUUCCUCAGUGCACCAGUUACAGCCCCCAACCAGUACCCCAGUGCCCGAGCUAACUGUAUCCUACCUUUCUGAGUCCCCUCUGGAGUACAGCUCAGAGUCCACCACUGAAGUCACCUGCAGGUGGCCCCACCACCACUCCUGGCUCCAGUACCUACAGCACUGCUGGCGCCUGAAACACCUAUCCUGCUAGGAGAGGGCUCAAUAAAGUACAUCUGGCAGA
Messenger RNA from Eptesicus fuscus (big brown bat), 1923 nucleotides. RefSeq names its product receptor accessory protein 6 (gene REEP6). The coding region runs from base 381 to 1001 and encodes 206 amino acids. The transcript is spliced from 6 exons. The record is from RefSeq and is a predicted model, not a curated record. NCBI's taxonomy places the organism in Eukaryota, Metazoa, Chordata, Mammalia, Chiroptera, Vespertilionidae.